Molecule: messenger RNA, 1047 nt
Organism: Amaranthus tricolor (Joseph's coat)
Lineage: Eukaryota; Viridiplantae; Streptophyta; Magnoliopsida; Caryophyllales; Amaranthaceae
Product: ras-related protein Rab7
Exons: 7
Coding region: 245-865 (206 amino acids)
Cellular component (GO): vacuolar membrane
Molecular function (GO): GTPase activity; GTP binding
Source: RefSeq, a predicted model, not a curated record
GUACUCUAAAUUUAACGAGCACAUCCUGUUUGUAUUGUAUCAAGACUCAAGAGUAACAUAAUUGAAUACUUGUAUUAUUCACUGUUACACUGUAAUUUGUAAUUGUAACUUUCUUCCUAGAAACGUCUUAGUAUACUCUACUUAUAACAACUCAUUGAUUAGUAACAUUCCAUUUUGUCUCUCUCUCUCUCUCCAAAUCUUCUUCGCUCUCUCUCUCAAUCGCCGAUUUUCCAGCAAUUCGAAGAUGCCGUCAAGAAGAAGAACACUCUUGAAGGUCAUAAUUCUUGGCGAUAGCGGAGUGGGGAAGACCUCUUUGAUGAAUCAAUAUGUGAAUAAGAAGUUCAGCAAUCAGUACAAGGCCACUAUAGGUGCUGAUUUUUUGACAAAGGAAGUGCAGUUUGAUGAUCGCCUUUUCACUUUACAGAUAUGGGAUACAGCUGGACAGGAAAGAUUCCAGAGUCUUGGUGUUGCUUUCUAUCGAGGUGCAGACUGUUGUGUUCUUGUAUAUGAUGUCAACUCUAUGAAGUCUUUUGACAAUCUAAACACCUGGAGGGAAGAGUUUCUUAUACAGGCUAGCCCUUCAGACCCAGAAAACUUCCCCUUCGUUGUCAUUGGAAACAAACUUGAUGUUGAUGGUGGAAACAGUAGAGUGGUUCCAGAGAAAAAGGCACGGGCAUGGUGUGCAUCUAAGGGGAAUAUUCCUUACUUUGAGACCUCGGCGAAAGAGGGAUUGAAUGUUGAAGAAGCUUUCCAGUGCAUAGCGAAAAAUGCCUUGAAGAGUGGUGAAGAAGAAGAAAUAUACUUGCCGGACACAAUCGAUGUUGCAAAUAACAACCAGCAGAGGUCAAGUGGAUGCGAUUGUUAAAAACAAAAUUGUGUUUGUCCCCUUUCUCCUCUCCCCUUUCUAUUUUCAAUUUUUGAUGUGUAAUAAGAUUUUUCGGAAUUUGUAGCGUUUGAUCCCCCUUUUUCAUACUGAAUCGAGCAGUUGUGUAUAUUACAAUCAUUUGACACAUUUUCAGAAGUUGAAGCCCUGGCGUGAUUCUCUUG